UGAAAAAAUGAGUUGUACCAGAUGCAGAAGGAAGUCAGAUUAUCCAGAGCAAAGUUCUUAUGGCAUUGUUAUGGCUGCAGAUUCAGUCAGAGACCUGAAGUGUUCUCUUGGGAAUAUGGAGUUUGUGGAUAUCAUUAAGGUGAUCCGCAUGGAAUUUAAAAUGUUCUGUGACCUUAAAACAGGAGGAUGUGGAAAGACAAACUUUGUUCAUCACAUUAUAAGUAAACGCCCACCUAUCUUCAUAAUCGUUUUGGAAUGGGAGAAGAGCGAAACUGAGAAAGAAGUAUUUGAAACAACAAAGGCUUUGGAGUGGGAAAUAGACAUCAGCAGGCUAUAUGAAGGCGUAGAACCAAACACCAACUACCGGCUUGUGUCAAUGGUUGGUUGUGGUGAAGAAGAAGAAGAGCACAUUUGCAUAGUUUAUGAAAAGAACCGGUGGGUCAAACUCAGACGCACUGCUUUUGAAGGAGAGGUUGUUGGUAACUGGAAGAAUGUGGUCAGAUACUGUGGAGAAAGGAAGGUCCGGCCAGAGAUUCUGUUUUAUGAAGCUGUCCCAUCAAUGACCUAA
Molecule: messenger RNA, 568 nt
Organism: Camelina sativa (false flax)
Lineage: Eukaryota; Viridiplantae; Streptophyta; Magnoliopsida; Brassicales; Brassicaceae
Source: RefSeq, a predicted model, not a curated record